AUGGUAGAACCAGUGGAAAAAAGAAGAAAGGUUGAACAAGAUACGGUGCCAGUAAGUGGGAAUGGGAAAACCAAUGUAAGAAAAUCCAAGGUGUUUAGUCCCUUCAGAGUUUUGGGAAAUGUAUCUAAUGAUGUUCCAUUUGCGUUAGGAACUUUAGGUUCAACGUUUUAUGUGGUGACUUCUGUGGGUCACUCCUUCCAGAUCUACGAUGUGGCUACGUUACAUUUGUUGUUUGUGUCACAAUCCCAAACUCCUUCCAAGAUCACGGCUUUGGCAGCUCAUUACCAUUAUGUAUUCUGCGGUCAUGGCAGCAAAAUCGGAAUCUAUAGAAGAGGAAGGUUAGAAGAAACGUUGGAAUGUCCAACCCAAUCAGUGAUCCAUAACAUCCUUACUUUUGGUGAGUUUUUAGUGGCUACAUCUAGGGCCGGUGAAAUAUUCACGUUCAAGAAAUCAGGAAAGAAAUAUCCAAGUGAACUUCACAGCUCUUUAUACUCCAUAAACAACAGCAUUCAUGGAGAAAUUGUUGGGAUUGUACACCCUCCAACAUACCUAAACAAAGUGGUGGUGGCCACCACCCAGCAUAUUUUUGUGUUGAAUGUCAACACUGGUAAAAUGUUAUUCCAGUCACCCGAAGACCAAAUCGACGAUGAUAACAUAUCAACUAUCGAAUACGCUCCAGUAUUGGAUGUUAUUGCCAUAGGCACAGUCAAAGGUGGAGUAUAUUUGUACAACAUCAAAAAGGGAAAAGUGAUUAGUUCCAGAAUCACUGCUGCUGAUGAGGCCAGUGGAACCAAGGUGGUAUCUUUAUCAUUCAGAACUGACGGUUCACCCCAUUUGGUCGCUGGUUUGAGUAAUGGAGAUUUAUUCUUCUACGAAUUGGAGAAGAAGUCCAGAAUCCAUAUCUUGAAGAACGCACAUAAAGAAAGCUAUGGUGGAAUUGCCAAUGUCAAGUUCUUGAACGGUCAAUCGAUUGUUGUAAGUAACGGAGGAGAUAACAGCUUAAAAGAGUUUGUGUUUGAUCCAACUAUUUCGACUACAAAUUCCUCGGUUAUUUCACCACCUCGUCAUCUCCGUUCCCGUGGAGGUCAUUCAGCUCCCCCGGUUAAUAUCGAGUUCCCACAAGAGAACAAAUCUCAUUUCAUUCUCAGUGCCUCCAGUGACCGGUCAUUUUGGUCUUUCUCUUUAAGGAAGGAUGCCCAAGCUCAAGAGAUGUCUCAAAGAGAACAGAAGUCUCAGGACAACAAAAGACAAGCCGGACAGGUGAAGUCAAUGAGAGAAAAGUUUCCAGAAAUCCUUGCUAUUGCUUCUAAUCAAGCCCGUGAAGGAGAUUGGGAGAAUAUAGUCACCGCUCACAAGGAAGAACCAUUUGCCAGAACAUGGGACUCUCAAACCAAAAGAGUCGGCCGGUUCCAUUUGAACACUGUUGAUGGAAGUUUUAUUUCUUCUGUGUGCAUGUCCCAUUGUGGAAACUUUGCCUUAGUAGGGUCAGUGAAUGGUGGUAUUGGAAGUUAUAACUUACAAUCAGGAGCCCUUCGUAAGAAGUACAUGUUGCAUAAGAAAGCCGUAACUGGAAUCUGUAUGGAUGGAAUGAACCAAAAGAUGGUGAGUGGUGGAUUAGAUGGUAUUGUGGGAUUCUACAACUUUGGAAAGCUGACGUUCUUGGGCAAAUUGGAUUUGGAAUCUCCAAUCACGAAGAUGGUUUAUCAUAAGGGAUCCGACUUGGUGGCUUGUGUAUUGGAUGACUUGUCGAUAGUGGUAGUUGAUGUUGCUACUCAGAGAGUGGUCAGAAUCCUCUAUGGUCAUACUAAUAGAAUUACUGGAAUGGACUUUUCUCCCGAUGGAAGAUGGAUUGUGUCUGUGGCAUUGGAUGGAACAUUGAGAACAUGGGACUUACCUUCUGGUGGUUGUAUUGAUGGUGUGUUUUUACCUACCGUGGCCACUGGGGUGAAGUUUUCUCCAAUUGGUGAUUUACUUGCUACUACUCAUGUCACUGGUAAUGGGAUCUUCUUGUGGACAAAUAGAGCACAAUUUAGACCCAUUUCCACCAGACAUGUGGAAGAAGAAGAGUUUGCUAAUAUUCUUUUACCUAAUAGUUCCGGAGAUGGAGGGUCAACGUUAAUAGAAGGUGCUCUUGAUGACGAACAGAACGAUAGUCUAGACGAAAAUUCCAUCAGAGACACCGAAACAGAGCAGCUUGAUGGCUCCUUGGUAACGUUGUCUUUGGGACCCAGAUCCAAAUAUAAUACGUUGAUGCACUUGGAUGUCAUUAAGCAAAGAAGUAAACCCAAAGAAGCCCCCAAAAAACCUAAAAAUGCUCCGUUCUUCUUAUCUCUCUCAGGAGACAUUGUUGGAGACACAGCAGUUGAAGAUGAAAACGGACAACGGAAAAUCAAUAAGUUCAGAAAUCCCGAGGCUGUAGAUGCCGAUGGUAUGGAACUCGAAGAUGCCAACAGCAGGUUGUUGAAGUACAAGGCUGAUGGUUCUUCUCAGAACUUCGAGUCCGAAUUCACCAGAUUGUUGAGAGAGGGAUCUCAAACAAAAGACUAUAGCCAGUUUUUGAAGUACGUGGUUGAUUUAGUACCAGCCGCUACCGACAUGGAAAUCAGGUCUCUUAACUCAUUUCCUCCGUUGACUGAAAUGCAAAGCUUUAUCGAUGCCUUAACCCAAGGAGUGGAAACCAACAUGAACUACGAGAUAUAUCAGGCAUUGUUUGCAAUGUUUUUGAAGAAUCAUGGUGAUGUGGUGUACGGCUAUAAUGAUACAGAGUUGAUAGAAGCACUUGAGAAUUUCACGUCUGUCAACCAAACCAAAAAACUUGCACUUGACGAGUUGGCCAAGUAUUGCUCUGGUGUCAUUGAUGUUCUUACCACCAUGUGA
Molecule: messenger RNA, 2877 nt
Organism: Yamadazyma tenuis ATCC 10573
Lineage: Eukaryota; Fungi; Ascomycota; Pichiomycetes; Serinales; Debaryomycetaceae
Gene: UTP21
Product: rRNA-processing protein
Biological process (GO): rRNA processing
Cellular component (GO): small-subunit processome; Pwp2p-containing subcomplex of 90S preribosome
Molecular function (GO): protein binding
Source: RefSeq, a predicted model, not a curated record